GCUGUUUCCGGAAGUGUCCCCCGCGGUCUGUUCAGCGGCGGCCUCCGACACCGGGUUGCCGCUCUUUGCUGGGGAGCUCUGCGCGUGGACCGGCGUCGGCCUGGGCGGGGCCGAGGUUCCGUGUGCGCGGCAGGAUGGAGAUCAUCCGGAGCAAUUUUAAGGUUAAUCUUCACAAAGUGUACCAGGCCAUAGAGGAGGCUGAUUUCUUCGCCAUCGAUGGAGAGUUUUCAGGAAUCAGCGAUGGACCCUCAGUCACAGCAUUGACAAGUGGUUUUGACACCCCGGAAGAGAGAUACCAGAAGCUUAAAAAGCAUUCCAUGGACUUUUUGCUGUUUCAGUUCGGCCUUUGUGCUUUUAAGUAUGACCACACAGAUUCAAAGCAUGUAACGAAGUCCUUUAACUUCUAUGUUUUCCCCAAGCCUUUCAGUAGGUCCUCACCAGAUGUCAAGUUUGUUUGCCAGAGCUCCAGCAUUGACUUCCUAGCGAGCCAAGGAUUUGACUUUAAUAAAGUGUUUUGCAGCGGAAUUCCCUAUCUGAAUCAGGAAGAAGAAAGGCAGCUGAGAGAGCAACUUGAUGAAAAACGUUCUCAGGCGAAUGGGGCAGGAGCGCUGGCAAAAUGUCCUGUGACAAUUCCUAAGGAUCAGAGGAAGUUUAUUGACCAAGUAAUAGAGAAGAUAGAGGAUUUCCUACAAAGCGAAGAGAAGAAGAGCCUGGAUUUAGAGCCGUGCACUGGGUUCCAAAGGAAACUUAUUUAUCAGACUUUGAGUUGGAAGUAUCCGAAAGGCAUUCAUGUUGAGACAUUAGAGACUAACAAGAAGGAGAGACAUGUAGUUAUCAGCAAAGUAGAUGAAGAAGAACGCAAAAGGAGAGAGCAGGAGAAGUACGCAAAGGAGCAGGAGGAACUGAAUGAUGCUGUGGGAUUUUCAAGAGUCAUCCAUGCCAUUGCUCAUUCGGGGAAGCUGGUUGUUGGACACAAUAUGCUCUUGGAUGUCAUGCACACAGUCCACCAGUUCUACUGCCCCCUGCCUGCGGAUCUGAACGAGUUUAAGGAGAUGAUAACGUGUGUCUUCCCCAGACUCCUAGAUACUAAGUUGAUGGCCAGCACACAACCUUUUAAGGAUAUCAUUAACAACACAUCCCUUGCAGAGUUGGAAAAGCGGUUAAAAGAGACACCUUUUGACCCUCCUAAAGUUGAAAGUGCAGAAGGCUUUCCAAGCUAUGACACAGCUUCUGAGCAGCUGCACGAGGCAGGGUAUGACGCCUACAUCACGGGACUCUGCUUCAUCUCCAUGGCAAAUUACCUAGGUUCUUUAGUCAGUCCUCCAAAAAUGUGUGUGUCCGCCAGCUCAAAACUCAUUGAGCCCUUUUUUAACAAGUUAUUUCUUAUGAGGGUCAUGGAUAUUCCCUACUUAAACUUGGAAGGGCCAGAUUUGCAGCCUAAACGCGAUCAUGUGCUCCAUGUGACCUUCCCCAAAGAGUGGAAAACCAGUGACCUCUACCAGCUCUUCAGCGCCUUCGGUAACAUUCAGAUAUCCUGGAUUGAUGACACGUCAGCCUUUGUUUCUCUCAGCCAGCCUGAACAAGUACAGAUUGCUGUCAAUACCAGCAAGUAUGCUGAGAGUUACCGCAUCCAGACCUAUGCUGAGUACGUGGGAAGGAAGCGGGAGGACAAGCAGGUCAAGAGGAAGUGGACAGAGGACAGUUGGAAGGAGGUGGACAGAAGACAGCCCCGUGUGCCAGGCCCCUGUUACCACAGCAGCAGCUUCGCAGCAACUGGUGUGGCUGGAAAGAGAAGUCUGAGUGCCAACACAGAGGAAGCUGGCUCGGAGGACAGAGACUCGGGGGAGAGGUCCGACUCCGAGCUUGAACAGAUAGAUUCCUGCGCAGAACCCCUCCCAGAGGGAAGGAAAAAGACCAAGAAGUUAAAAAGAAUGAAGAAAGAGCUUUCCUUGGCAGGGAGUAUCACAGAUAGCCCUUCUGUGCUCUUUGAAGUCCCUGACACGUGGUAGCAGAGACCAGAGUGAAGCGCGCUGAGGGCGCUGCUGCUGAGAGAACACCAGCCCAGCCUGUUUGGAAGCCACACUGUGUUCACUUAAUCACAUGUGGCACGGGAGGGUUUGGAACUCGCUUAUCUCCUGCGAAAGCUACUUUUUACUUUUUUGGCUAUCUCUAUCUUCCCUUUUAAUCUAAACUGACCAUUGGCACACAUCAUGGCUGAGGGCUGUUUGCAGGUGUGUGCAUGUUAUUAACUAAUUACUUCCUGCUCCUGGAAAACCUGUCCUGCCCUGGUGAGUGUUGGCAAGUCCACCCAGGGAGGAAGUCAGCUGUGAGCCAUGCCCAAGAGAGCCAACCCCGGGGUUUGUGCUGAGCUCAUCCUGCCUGGAGAUGUGCCUGCCCACCCACCAUUGCUGCCUGGAAACAACGCACGGGCUUGUCUUCAACAGGAGUCUUCCUGUGCUGACUCCAGCAUCUCAGCAGAGGCCCGGGCUUUGAGAGCACGUUAUUUCAAGUUACUUCCCCUCAGAUAAGAGUCUCUCCCGGUGAUGUGUGAGCGAGAAGCUGGUUCUUCUGUUCCUAUGCACAAUGCCACACUCAUGGUGCAGUGUCUUCUGCUUGUCUUCACCGUGUGUGUGUGUGUGUGUGUG
Messenger RNA from Acomys russatus (golden spiny mouse), 2645 nucleotides. It is a transcript of the gene Parn, whose product is annotated as poly(A)-specific ribonuclease. NCBI's taxonomy places the organism in Eukaryota, Metazoa, Chordata, Mammalia, Rodentia, Muridae. Gene Ontology annotation, cellular component: cytoplasm; nucleus. The coding region runs from base 135 to 2009 and encodes 624 amino acids. The transcript is spliced from 24 exons. The record is from RefSeq and is a predicted model, not a curated record. Gene Ontology annotation, biological process: nuclear-transcribed mRNA poly(A) tail shortening. Gene Ontology annotation, molecular function: RNA binding; poly(A)-specific ribonuclease activity; metal ion binding.